Culex quinquefasciatus (southern house mosquito) is the source of this 357-nucleotide messenger RNA. Its product is annotated as ubiquitin-like. The transcript has a single exon. The record is from RefSeq and is a predicted model, not a curated record. Gene Ontology annotation, molecular function: ubiquitin protein ligase binding; protein tag activity. NCBI's taxonomy places the organism in Eukaryota, Metazoa, Arthropoda, Insecta, Diptera, Culicidae. Bases 70 to 357 code for a protein of 95 amino acids. Gene Ontology annotation, cellular component: cytoplasm; nucleus. Gene Ontology annotation, biological process: modification-dependent protein catabolic process; protein ubiquitination.
UCAAAUGUUAGCUCGCCGUUUAUUCCGUGCGAUCCGUUCCGUCAGAAUCCGUAACCCACUUUAACAGAUAUGCAGAUCUUCAUCAGGCAAGCGACUGGCAAAUGCGUUAUGCUGACAGUGGAACCCACGGAUUCCGUUGAAAAACUCAAGGCCAUGGUCUGCGACGAGUGGGGAAUCCCCCGUAGACAGCAGCGUCUGAUCUACAGCGGUCAACAGCUUCAGGAUGGCCGCACCUUGUCCGACUACGGCAUUGCCGAUUCCAGCAGUAUUGAGUUCGUGCUUCGAUUGCUGUCUUGCCAGUCAUGCCCAGGACAUGGUCACGACGUGGUCGAAGGAGAGGAGGGGAGAUUUUACUAA